Molecule: messenger RNA, 726 nt
Organism: Paramecium sonneborni
Lineage: Eukaryota; Ciliophora; Oligohymenophorea; Peniculida; Parameciidae
Source: the annotation of a GenBank genome assembly
AUGGAUUAAUCUAGUGCAAUUAGGGUUCCAAUAGAUAUUUUGAGUAAUGUACCUAAAGAAUUAUUUCAGAAGUAUUUCAAUUAUAUGUUUAUAGAGUGAUUUUGCUAAAUAUAAUUAAUGGAACUACAUAAGAAUUUGAUAUUAAUAAUGGCCUUGUAUUAAAAUAAUCUACUCUAACUUAAUUGAAUUAGUCAAUGAUUAAAGAUAUUAAUUUGAUUUAUGACUAAGAUAAAAUUUUGAGUUUAAUCUAUCCUACGUAUUUGAAAAAUUUAUAUUAGAUAACUAGAUAACCAGAGUAUGAUAAUGGUUGUAAAUUUGUCUGAUGAUGGAAUUUAUGAAAAAAUUGAUUAAAAAGAAUUAAUAAGAGGUGAAAAGUAUUAUGUUGGAUUGCCUUCAGGAGUUAAUAAAUAAUUAAUUGAGAUAUAAUAAGAUGAAAUUGUCAUAAACUCUCAAUCUUUUAUUAUAAAAGAAGGAAUGCUAAUUGUUUUUGUUAAAAAAGUCCAAGACAAUUAAUUUUAGUAAAUAUAGAUGUUAAAUCCAAAUGAGUGUUCAUCUCGUAAACAUGCUCAUAUUAAAGUUUAAAAUGGAAGAAUAUUUUUGUAUGAUGGGCAUGAUAAAUAAGUUUCAAAGAAUGGAGUCUGGGUUUUAAUUAAACAUUAAAAAUUCUAGAAUCAAAAUCGAUAUUGUUUUAAAGAUUUUAGAUUGGCGAUAAGAUUAAAGUAUUGA